Messenger RNA from Aspergillus affinis, 327 nucleotides. Its product is annotated as mitochondrial 54S ribosomal protein mL60. The record is from RefSeq and is a predicted model, not a curated record. Gene Ontology annotation, cellular component: mitochondrial large ribosomal subunit. Lineage: Eukaryota; Fungi; Ascomycota; Eurotiomycetes; Eurotiales; Aspergillaceae. Bases 1 to 327 code for a protein of 108 amino acids. Gene Ontology annotation, molecular function: structural constituent of ribosome. The transcript has 3 exons.
AUGAUGUUCAAGCCGUCGUCACCCCUCUUUUCGGGUCUUCUGUGGAAGAUCCCAUGGCGUAUCUCCACCCCCCAGAAGGCUCGCCAAAGGAAGCGUUUGCGAUCGGUCGAUCGCGUGGUCGACACCGUCAGCGCCGCCCUCCAACGAAACGGAGAGACCACUAAGAUGGUCGAGCGCUGGUACAAGGAAAUGCCGCGUGAGGAGGAAAUGCUGCCCAAGGACAAAUACACGAUCUUCGACAAGAAGGAGAAGAAAUACCGCAAGGGCAUUCACAAGCUGCCGAAAUGGACCCGAGUCAGCCAGCGGGUGAACCCCCCGGGUUUCUAA